Molecule: messenger RNA, 10544 nt
Organism: Loxodonta africana (African savanna elephant)
Lineage: Eukaryota; Metazoa; Chordata; Mammalia; Proboscidea; Elephantidae
Gene: CDK6
Product: cyclin dependent kinase 6
Exons: 8
Coding region: 1-1044 (347 amino acids)
Biological process (GO): cell dedifferentiation; regulation of gene expression; G1/S transition of mitotic cell cycle
Cellular component (GO): nucleus; cytoplasm; cyclin-dependent protein kinase holoenzyme complex
Molecular function (GO): ATP binding; cyclin-dependent protein serine/threonine kinase activity; cyclin binding
Source: RefSeq, a predicted model, not a curated record
AUGGAGAAGGACGGCCUGAGUCGCGCGGACCAGCAAUACGAGUGCGUGGCGGAGAUCGGGGAGGGCGCCUAUGGGAAGGUGUUCAAGGCCCGGGACUUGAAGAACGGAGGCCGUUUCGUGGCGCUGAAGCGUGUGCGGGUGCAGACUGGCGAAGAGGGCAUGCCGCUCUCCACCAUCCGCGAGGUGGCGGUGCUGAGGCACCUGGAGACCUUCGAGCACCCCAACGUGGUCAGGUUGUUUGAUGUAUGCACAGUAUCACGAACAGACAGAGAAACGAAACUAACAUUAGUGUUUGAACAUGUUGAUCAAGACUUGACCACUUACUUGGAUAAGGUUCCGGAGCCUGGAGUGCCCACUGAAACCAUUAAGGUUAUUUCCGUUUUACAGAUGUGGAAACCAAAAUCCACAGAGGUUGCAAGUGACCAGAAUCAGGAUAUGAUGCUUCAGCUUCUCCGAGGUCUGGACUUUCUUCAUUCUCACCGAGUAGUGCAUCGCGAUCUAAAACCACAGAACAUUCUGGUGACCAGCAGUGGACAAAUAAAACUGGCUGACUUCGGCCUGGCCCGGAUCUACAGUUUUCAGAUGGCGCUUACGUCAGUGGUCGUCACGCUGUGGUACAGAGCUCCAGAAGUCUUGCUUCAGUCCAGCUACGCCACCCCUGUGGAUCUCUGGAGUGUUGGCUGCAUAUUUGCAGAAAUGUUUCGUAGAAAGCCUCUUUUUCGUGGAAGUUCAGAUGUUGAUCAACUAGGAAAAAUCCUGGAUGUAAUUGGACUCCCAGGAGAAGAGGACUGGCCUAGAGAUGUUGCUCUUCCCAGGCAGGCUUUCCAUUCAAAAUCUCCCCAACCAAUUGAGAAGUUUGUAACAGAUAUUGAUGAACUAGGCAAAGACCUACUUCUGAAGUGUCUGACAUUCAAUCCAGCGAAAAGAAUAUCUGCCUACAGUGCCCUGUCUCACCCAUACUUCCACGACCUGGAGAGGUGCAAGGAGAACCUGGAUUCACAUCUGCCGCCUGGCCAGAACACCUCGGAGCUGAACACAGCCUGAGGCCCCAGCGGCUGCCUUGAGCUGAUUGUACCCACAACGCCCUUGGUGGCUGGCAGGUGCCCCUGGGUAGACUCCGCAGAGCUGAUGGGGAUUGCCGUCCGGAGGCCUUCCAGCUGCCGUCUUCUGGCUGGGCUCUGCUUCUCCAAGGAAACCGCCUAGUUUACUGUUUUGAAAUCAAUGCAAAAAUGAUUGCAGCUUUAUGUUCGUUUGUUUGUGUGUCUGUCUGUCUGUUUCAAGAACCUGGAACAAUUCCAGAAGAAGAGAAGCUGCUGACCAAUUGUGCUGCCGUUUCAUUUUUCUAACCUUGAAUGCUGCCAGUGUGAAGUGGGCAAUCCAGGCACAGCUGAGUUAUGAUGUAAUCUCUCUGCAGCUGCCCGGGCCUCAUUUGGUACUUUUGAGUGAGUGUGUAUGUGUGAGUGAGAGAGAGAUUCCGUGAUCUCUUAAAGCGUUACUUUUUGUAAGCAACAAAGAAUAAUUGAAUUUUAAAGACUCAAGGUGACUCAUAAAUAAUGUUAACUGAAGGUGAUUCAUCAGACUAGGUUUCUCAAAUUAGAAAAUUAAGUCUAUGUCCUCAGCAUUUCUUUUCUGGCCAAAAGCAGUGUACUUGCUAGCAGUAAAAGAUUCACUAUCUAGUUGAAGUUUUAUACACACCGCAAAAAGAAAAAAAAAAAAUCCUAAUAUCUUUUAAGAGACUUGUUUUAAAAGCACACAUUCUCAUUUACUCUUCAGAAAGCUGAAUUUGCUCAUUGUAAGUCAGUUUUAGCCUUCUAUAUAAUACUAUACUUUAUAGUUUCUUUCGGAAAAUACCUUGUAAGCUUUUUAUUACCUGCUGUAGAUUUAGAGAGUGUACCUCAAAUAGGGAAAAAAAAAAAUUUAAAUAGAGGAAGCCUUUAUUUCCUGGUUUGAAAUUUCUUUAUUUCCUUUAUUUUUUGUUGUUGUUUUUGUUUUUAGGAAUUUGUCAGAAAAACUGCUUCCUGUUUUGGUUUGGAGAGUAGUUCCCCCUGACUAGAGACAAGAAUGUCUUUUAGGUCUUCCCCCUCCCAUUACACUGUACUUUCCAUCAUGCACUGCCUUGUUUGCAAAGUGUCCGUCUUGUUUAUCCCCAGCACCUCUAAUAUCUGUUGCUACCAUUACAUAACUAAUCACGGAUUGCUUAAGCUGUCCCCACGCACCACCUGCUUUCUUGCUUGCAAUGAACCUUUCAUAAAUAAGCACAGUCAGAUUAUGGCUCAUGGCCUCAGUUCCACAAUCCUAGCAAGGUCCAUAUGUUCUCACUCUAAUCUCGAUCUUCCUACGUGGUGUUCACUGUUGUUACCUAGGAAAUGAGCUGAAUACUUGUUCUGCUCAAUCACCAGCACAUAGACUGCUUUAAACAGUUACUUACUGUUUUACCUUUUAUAGAAUAUAUUGUCAGUGCAGUAGCCAAGGCGAUGUUUUUUAGAGAUCUAUAUUUACUCUAUAAAGUGAUCUUUCCCCAUUCCCCAGGCUUUGCUGGCCUUUAAGUGCCUUGUGCACACCCCAGCUCUGCAGAGCCAGUCAGCCGUGGCCACUGAGAACAGCUUUGCUUUCUCUCUUGCUGUUCUCUUGCCUUCUACGGUACUUCAUAUUCUAUACCAUCUCUGCCUUAAACGUGGUUUAGUGCUCAAGCAGUUGGCUUUAGCAGCCAGAAAACACAGAAGUGAACAAUCUUUUGGGAAGUCUAGCUGCUUUCGCUAUCUAGGUCAUGUUUUGAAUGCAUGGAACAGUUAGACCAUGUUCAGAGUUAAGAUUUUCAAAGAGUGGACAUUGCCUCACUCAGGAGAAAAUGUUCAGAUGAUAUUUAUUCAUCGUAAAGCCUUACUAAAUUCUUGACAGCUUAAUAUUGCAUAUGACUAUCUCGAACAAGAGAAAAAUCAGGAGACGUUUCUCCUGAGAGCUUUUUGAGUUGGGAACCUUUUUUUUUUUUUUUUUAACACAUGCAUUGUUAGCAUUGGUCUAAUUGUAUAGUUUGAAAAACGGGAAAUUUUUCCUAACACAAGAUAAGAAUGAGAAGCUGGGCUAUAAGGAUGUUUUAUACUUUCUUCUUGUGACAACACUGAUAAUGUUUUGUCAUCACUAUAAAUGCUUGAGAUAUAAUGACUCCCGACCAUUCAACACAAAUUGUUCUCAGUCUCACCUGGAAAAGUGAUUUCUGCCUUUCCUUGGAUCAAGGAUCAAAAUACAAAGACAAUUUUUUGUUGGAGCCCGCAAAUUGAAAUAAAAAAAACUCACUGCACUUGAUUCCUCAUGAGCUUUUUUUGGUCAGUAUCCAUGGCUAGAGUGAACAUAACUUUAGUUUUUGCUUUUGCAAAAGUUUAUCAUAAGUUAGCUCAAGAAAAAUGCAGCUCUUCUAAAACUGGAAUUUUUUUCAGCAUUCUUUAGGAUUUUAAACAAGUAGAGAGCUCAACUUUUAUUUCUAGCAUAUGCUUUUGACUCAUUUCUUAGUAGCAUUUGUAAAGAAAAAUUAAAGGACAAACAUUUUGUCUAUUAGAUUCUUGGCGAAUUUUCCAAUUUUCCCAAUGAAAGGGCGUCUCAGCCUUUCUGAACUUCAUCAAGACUCCUUCCCCAGUUCACCCCUCGGUGCGGCUGUUGCACUUGAGGGAUUACUCUCCUUUUAUGUCUUGUGCAUCGUGUUCACCAUUCCUGAAACCCAGGUCCCACACAAGCAGCCUGGCCACUUUGAAGCAUGAUAGCAGAUAAAGAGCUUACUGAAUACAGCUUAUUCUUCUGUGACUUAUAGUUUUAAACAUCUUUGCCAAAAGUUAGGCAAUGGUUUGCUGAAAAGGUCAUACUGCCCCAGAAUUACACCGAAGCAGUUUAUAGCAAGUAAAAAUAUGGCGACAGAUUUGAAAAGCACGUUUUAAUUUCUUACUAGGACUAGUGCAAGAACGUGCCUGAUAGUUUAUGAUGUUUGGUUCUGGUGGCCCUCUCAUUUCGGGAGUUGUUGUGUAGGGUGGAGAGUAACAAACCAUGAUUAAAAAGAGGAAACCUGUCCAUUUUGGCCAUCGUAAGCUAUCACAUGGCAAAAGGCCGAUAAAGGCCUAACUUUAAAAACACAACUGACAAAGGGCUUGUAAGAACCCAAUGGUUUGGAGCCUCCCACUCUGUCCCUCCUUUGAAGUGGGUGGGAAUUCAAGGUGCAAAGCACUUGUCCUGGAAGAAAGCUCAGGGCAUUUCAGCUCCCUGUACUCAUGAUUUUCUCUUGGGAAACACACGCCGUGAAUGGCCAACUUUUCGUUUAGCUCCAGAUGACUUACUGGAACUGUUGAAAAUUAUUCAUUUAAAAAUAGGAUCUCAGAAUUUUAUUUUUAAGUAGAAAUGAAAAUUGCAGAGACAGUAUCUUAAAGGAAGAGUAGAAAUGAAAAUUGCAUCGGCAGUUAAUAUCUUAAAGAAAGCAUGUUCCUUAUUAAUAGAGAAAUCAGUAGUUUGACUUCAGAAUGUGGUACUGUCUAUCUUCAAGAGAAAACUCUUAAAUAGUACCAAGCAUUUUGAACCUCAAAGUAUGUAUUUGGAUUGAAUUUUUAAGUAACUAUAGUUGCUUCUCUUAAAAGUGGUGCCUGUCAAGUUUAGUAAUGGCAAUUCUCGUUCCAUUAAGGAAAUUAAAUCAUGUAAGCUUCCUAACAUCGAAAAUAUAUUAAAAUUCAUUUAUCCAAAGAAUUGCUGUCUUUUAAUUAAGUGACAACUUGACUGUUUUUAUGAUAAACACCUGAGAGGACCUCAUAUUUUUCAAAAGCAGGCUUUUGUUGCAUCGUUUGGUACAAGAAAGAAUAAUGUUAAAACUUAAUAUGCCACCGGAAUUACAUAAUUGUGUUACAACAAAAACUACAGAAUAUUUACCUUGGAAAGAAAAUAUUAAAAUAUUAUUUUAAAUAUUUAAUAUUGAUGAAUGCAAAAGAAUGCAUGUGUUACAUUGUGAGAGAUAAAAAUAAAGAUGUAUAAUUUCUAAAUCUUUAAAAAUUAUUUGUAAAAUAGUGAACAACGGAUAGAGGAAAUUCUGGAGAAAACAGGUAUUCAAAGAAGGAUAAUUUCAAAGUUAAUGUUGAAUGAUAUAUAUGUUAUUAACAAAUACAUUAUAAGAAUUUAUAUUAAAAUUACCUAGUAACUAUGGACUUCAUACAUUCAAAGACAUGUUUUAUGGAGAUGCUAUUCCAAGCACAGUUACCAUUUUACAGGUUGAGCUGAGCAAAUUAAACCUUAUUACCUCCCUUCAUGGGGAUGAAGCAGCUUCGUGAAGCUAUAUUUUAUACAUCCCUAAGAAUUUUUUUUUUUUGUAAUAUGUAAAAAAGAAAAAAUAAUAGAACAAAUUUUUAAAAGGUAUAUGCUUCCUGUGCCACCAGGAUUUUUGAAAAAUUGUGACCUUCACUCAAAACCACUUAUCCAUGUGUAUUAAAUUUAUUCAGGUAUGUAAUUAGCAAGAUACUGACAGGUUUCUUCUGCACAAUGGAAAAAAACUGCUUGAGGCUACCAAAAGCCUGUUAAGCAAUUGAAGUCCUUAGAAAAUUAGUAAUGGAGUUUUCCUAAAAAGCAUGAGAGAAUAGCAUUUUCAUUUCUUACUGGCUCCCUUUUUUAUAUCAAUGCAGCUCUCAACCCAGUUUUGUUGGCCAUGUGGUAUGUACGUAUAUCUCAAGCAUUUCAAACUUGUAUUUUUUCAGAAAAUAAACCAAAAAUAUUCCUUUGGCCUUAUCUUCUGACCUUUGCAAACAGCAGAAAUGAAGAAACAGAAAGGGGCUGAUUUUUAAAUGUUUUCUUUUUUUCUCAAUUUUUCAGAGUGUCGAUCAGCUUUUCAAAAUGUUUUCUUUUUAUUAGCGUUCCCAGGAAGUUAAUUCAGAUAAACGAAUGGACUUCUAUGAGCACAUUCAUAUUUUCUUAAUACUGAUGUUCUGCACUUGAAGAAGAAACUAAACAGCCACCUGAAAAUGAAUACAGGCUUUUUUUUCCAAGCACCCUUUUUUUACAGAAGUACUGUUACAGCUAUCUGAAGUUAAUGUGAUAGGGAAGAGGGGUGGCUUUUCUCACAAAAAGAAAAAAAAAAGCCUCAGUUUUAAAUUCAUACUGACCUUAGGAUUGGGCUUUCUUGUUUUAUUCCAGUGUAUCCCACAAGGUGGCACUUUUAGGGAAAAAAAUCUGGAUGACCAAGGCUAAAGAGAUACUUCUAAAGACUUUAUUCUAACUUUAUUUUUCUGCACCUGUUUAACUCUUACCUAGCACUUGCCUUUCAAGAUGACUGAUAGUCUCCAUAGUGUUCUAUAGCCUAGAAUUUUUAGCUGUUAGCUGGGUUCUGAACAAUUGUUUGCAAUUAAAUUGUGGUUGGGGAAGGAUAAUACACCCAUUUUGAUCAUUUCAGUGAAUACAGAAAGCCUAGCCAUUCAUUUCUUCAAGAAAUUUUUUUUUAAGGUAACUAAUUACCUACCUGGACACUUUUCUAAGUACGGAAGUUACAAAGAUGGGCAAGGCUUAUUGCUUUUAAAAAAAAAAAAAAGUCAACCCUCAUUUGUGAAAAGGACAGCUUUGUUAGGAGUAUAAAACUUCUGCAAUGGCAGGCCCCUCUCAAAACACCCAUACCCUAGGCGGUUGCUUUCACGUUUCCUACCAUGGUAGCUUUUUUUAUACACUGAUUACGCUUUAGAAUCAAACUAAAAAAUACAAUGAGCAAAAUAAGUAGCAGAUUAGUAAUCAAGUAGACAAAACUUUUUUUUAAAGAACGGCUACCUGGAAACAACCCUAAAAUCCUUUAAAAAAUUUUUUUUCAUUUGCAUAAUCACAAAUGUAAAUUCACAACAAAUUCUCAUUUUUUAAAUCUUGUUUAAGUAUAUGUACAGAAUAACUUAGGAGUGUAUCUUGCAUGUAAGUUUUAAUGGCAAUUUUAUACUUUGAAAUAUGAGUUUUGUUUUUUCUUUUAAAGGUUAACUCACAGGCCCAUUAUCCUCCAGAUUAUUUAAAUUAAUGAUUAGCAUCACAAUUAAUAAAUAGUAUCACUGAAAUUUAGGGGGAAGUUAAUUACAGGUCUCAGUUUCCUCAGCAUAGCCCGGCAGAAGGUAGUUUAUUCCUUCUGAGCUGCAGAAACUCAGUAGUGUCCACUUGACUUUCCUCCAGAGUAGCAGGCAGGCAAGUCUCAGUAACUGAUACUCAAUCAAGAUACCACGCACACGAGGGCCUGUAGAAAGCUCUUUGUGAAAUCAUCAGCCUCGUCCCUCCGCUCAAAAUCCCACCCAAGUAAAUUUCAGCUUAAGCCCCUAAAAGGAAGACCGAAUUCUGACCUCGAGUUAGUUAUCCGUGGGCCAGUUGGAACUCUUACUCGCUCGUGUUCAACACUGAAAGCCUUCGGGUGCGGUGCCUUGUCACCCCGGCCCUGUGACUGAGACACGCCGCCCACUCACCUGUCGGUGCCUGAAACCGUGUGCAGACCCGCAGGAUACUGUCCGAGGUCUAAAAUGUGCCCUGCUGCUGUCUCAGAGGCAUCCGCUUUGCACUCUUAGGAAGUAAAACGUCCCGAGACUCAAACGGGUGUCUUCUGUGUAUAAAGAAGUACAACACAAUUCUCCGAAAGCUCGGGUGUGACGAGAUGUGGCAGAGGUGGCUCUGUGUCGAGCUGCCUGCCAAGCAUCUCUGAAGUUCUAAGCUCCGCUUUUUUUUUUUUUUUUUUUAAGAGAAGAUGUAUAAUUACAGGAAAGAUGUUUUUAUUUUUUUAUUUUCUACCAUGUUACAUAUGUGACGGCAAAAGAUACACCUGGAAAAAUUUUGUUUUGAAAAAGUGUGUAUUUUCUGCUUCCUCUUCAGUUGGCAAAAGCUCCUAUUUAGUUUCAAUUUUCUUCUUUUUCCUUGUCAAAUAGUUAAAGAUAGGUAAACAAGUGACCCCAUGUACUAAGGGAUUUUCCUGUUGAGAGGAAUUUUUUUGAAGGAGGCACAUCUCUGCACAUAUUGACUUCCGAAAACUAUGACUGUAGCACUAAUCAGCAAGCAUAGAACCACACAAUUAAUUUAAUUCUCUCUGUGGUUUCUAGCCAAAUUCCGUUGAUGUGCUUAGGUUAAAAUUCUGAAGAUACCCUUUGUACCUUUACUUAAAAAUUUUUCAUCUUAACAUUUAUGAAAUGCAAUAAUAUGUGUUUGCUAGCAAUAUUUCUCUGACCACCAGCAACUCUGGAUUUGACCUUGAAGUUUCUGAAUAAUAAAGUAUUCUAGCAGUAAUACAUUUCUUGAAUCCCCGAGAGCAUUAUAUCAUCUUUUCAUUCUAGUCCUGUGUUUGCAACGCUGUACAACUGUAUAUUAGAGUUACUUAGUUGGUAUUCAUUUAUAUUCCUAUGAUCAGUAAUAAAUGUAUUAGUACAUGGAAUUAAUAGAAUCAACUACCCCUAGGAUCAGCACUUGAGGAGAUGGGGAAUUUUUAUUUCAAGUUCUACAUCUACAUAAAUUAUUUCUAUUAUUAUUCAUGUGUAUUAUUUAUUUCUGAAUCACACUAGCCCUGUGAAAGUGUAACUGAAGGCAGAAAGUGAUAGGACUUGCAUUUAAUGUUCAUUACCGUGGUCUUGAUGAGCUAAGAAAAUAAAAAUUAGACUAAGCCCCCAAAUAAGCUGCAUGCAUUUUAACAUGGUUAGUAGAAUUUAAGUCUAUAGAUACAGUAUUUUUGGCGUCUAGGUGUUUUAUUCUUAUAUAAAUGAAUUAAAGCAAAGGACUUUAUAGUUAUUGCUUUUGUCAAAUAUGCAUAUAAUAUAGUGUAAUAAUAUAGCAAAAUAAAAACUAAAGUUAGAGAAGCAUUUCAGAUACAGCUUUAAUUUAGGAACUCUGCCAUGUGGCCAUUGGAGUAGCUGCCAGUCAGAGAUAGGUGAUGGGUGGUGCCUUCUCUCGGCUGGCCUUAGAAGCUUCCCCGACAAGGUCAAGUCCCCUUCUAGGUGUCGUGUGCAGUAGCAGGAACAGGUAGUGCUGUCGAAAGGCGAGCAGUGUGAGAGUUUUCUGUAGAAGCAGGACUGUGUCAGCUUGUGCAUCGAGGCUUCCAGAAUGUGUCAGAUGGAGGAGUCCAAUUUUCCAUGCUUCAGGCAACUUGAGUUUGUACAGAAGCAGUCCAGUCUGGUAAUAAACAAGGAUUGCAUGUACAAUAAUCAGCAAUGGGAUUUUUAACAACUGACGGUCCUCAAUACCUCAAAAGCUUGUUGCAUUUCUGGUAUUUUAGAUUUUGAUCUGAAGGUUAAAGGGCAAGUGUUUGGAAUAGAAGAACAGUAAGUGUUAAGAAAAGCACAAUAUCAGUUCCCAUAGGGUACAGGUUAGAACUAGAGAGUUUUCUAAGAUUAUCAUUUCUGAGAUGUGUAAAAGCACGUUUUCACUGUAAAAUGCCUUAGUGUUUCUGCAUUCCCAUAGGAUCUAGUGAAAGCUUUCUUCAAUGUUUCAGCAAGGCUAUCCCACACAGUAAACUUUUUCUUCGAUUUAUAUAAAAUAUUUUAAAAGUUUUAAAAAAAAAUCUUAAUUUGGACAUUUGACCUGUUGGAUUCUGUGUUUCUAUGUAGAGGUUAUACUUGUCAGGUGUUAAUCUAGACUGUGUGAGCCAGCCCAGGAUGACCGAACCCCCCCUUCCCUGUAUCUCCCUUUCCCUCCCACUGAAGUCCUCAUUGCCACCACCCUGGCCUGUGCACAUGGUGCUCUCCCAUCCACCUCUGCCACUCUUUGGUCGUCUGGGACGUGAUAAGAGACAGUUUAAAUGGAUGCCAUGGGUAUGCCUGCCUAGACCUGGCCACCAUCCCCACUUGACCUUCAGCUGGCCACAGUUAUCAAGAGAAGGUUCCUGAUCCUGGGCGUCAAAUGUGCUCAUGACAGCACACACAAAUGCACUCUAGCUUCUUUGUACACAUCAUGAUUUUUAAACCAAGUGAUUCUACAGAGCAUUCAGUUUGGGCUGUGGUACAAAGAGAAAAAUUAACCAAGAAUACAAACCACAUUCCAGGCUGCUAUUUUCUACCCACCCACAGACCGUACUUUUACUGUAUUUCUUCAUACUUGAAACUCAUUCUGCUGUGUUAAUAUCAGGGUACAGACUCACAAGGGUGCAUGUUCCUCAAAGGUGCGUUAUUACUCUCAUUCCGUUUGCUCAUACUGCUACAAAAUGCUCUGUUUUGGUGCUUUGGGUGCAGCAGGUAAAAGAAGCAGUGUGGAAAUGCACUGCUUAGAACACAGUCUUACAAGAAUUUUGGCAGGUGACUUGGUGUUAGGUAUUGCUUCUGCUUUUUUCUCUGUACACAUGAUUAAGAAUGACCACACUGGCCUGUCAGGUCCACCUGGGAAUCCUUACUCACAGGGCAUAUAAACCCUGUGCUCUCCCCAAGUGUGGGUGCAGCCCAGCUGUCUGAAAGCAGGGACCUUCCUAUGUAUUUGAAUCAUUUAGCCCUCACAAAAAAAAUGGCCUCAGAUAUAUAGACAGGAGCAUCUCACUCUAUUGACCAUUCCUCCAUUUCAUACAGAAAGCCCUCCUAAGACAAAAAAAAAAAAAUUAUUCCUAA